ACCUGCUAAGGAAACAGAUUCAUUUUUCAACACGCACUUCAAGUACUGCACAUCGACACAGAAAGGCGGUGUCUGUAGUCUGAAUUCAUGACAAGAUGUAUGUGCCACGGCGCUUCUAUCUGGUCAUCUACAUAAUAUUUUCAGGUGAGUCUUUGGUGUUUUUUUUGUUAUUUACCUAAAACUAUAAUCAAAACCAUAAUUCACAAAAUAUGGGGUGAAUUAUGGUUUUGAUCGGAAAAUGUGGAAAUCAUCUAAAUGGUUAAAUUUGAAGUAACUAAAAUAAUCAAUAUGUAGUUUUUAUUUUAAAGUUACAGCUAUCCUUUUUACUGAAAUUGUGACAAUUUAUGAGCUUGUUUCUUCUGUUUAAGUGGAAAGGAAACAGUGUAAACAAGAAGAAUAAAAACAGGAACUCUUCACCACAAACGGGUGCAUUUCAUUCUUGUCUGCAGCCAUCCCAAUUACGUCAGCUUUCAACAUUGAUACAACAAGCUCUACCGUUCGUCGUGGCGAGCAGAAAGAUUUCUUUGGAUACAAAGUGCUUCAGUACAUGUCACCCAAGAACAAAGGGGUGAUCGUUACUGCACCGCUGCGGCGAAAUGGGUCAGGGGGGAUUUCCAAGCUCAACCAAGAUGGCACUGAAUUGUGGUUCGAUGAUUCUUCACAUUCGUAUUCACCCAAGCAUCUUGGCUUGUCAAUAACCACGGAUGCAGAAUCUCGGUUUAUUGCCUGCAGUCCAAGCCUCGCUCAUCCAUGCGAUGAGAACGUCUACCUGAACAGUUUGUGUUACAACAUUUCUGAUGAUUUAAAGCCGCUGUCAUCUUUCAUGCCUUUGUUCCAAAAGUGCAUAGAAAAGGUUGUUAACCUUGUGUUUCUGUUUGAUGGAUCCGAGAGCAUGACCACAGAAGAAUUUGAUCAAAAUAAAAAAUUCAUAAUAAACAUAAUGAACCAACUUAAAAACACAUCUUUCAAGUUUGCAGCAGUUCAGUUCUCAGCAGACUGCAGGACAGUGUUCAACUUUAAGGAUUAUGAUGAUGGUACUGCUCAAGGCAAACUUAUCAAAGAAGAGCAUAUGAAGAGUCUCACCAACACACACAAAGCCCUUAACUUUACACUGCACCAUCUCUUGGAAAAUGAAACUGCAGGAGCCUCAAAAGAUGCAAAUAAAGCUGUGGUGAUAAUCACAGAUGGAGAUCCAAGUGAUCUGGAUAAAAAUUUCAAGAGUGUUGAAACUUAUAAUCGCAAAGAGAUCAUUCGAGUGGUUAUUGGGGUUAAGGUUCGAAAUGAUACAAUCAACAAAUUAAAAACAAUUGCAUCAGAUCCAAAAGAUAAAAAUGUGUUCAAAAUUGAAAACUACGAUGGACUUACUGGCAUACUGGAAAGCUUGCAAAAACAGAUCUUCGCUAUAGAAGGAUCUAGUAGAACUCGAUCUGACAUACUGAAUGAUGAAAUGGCGCAAAGUGGUUUCAGUGCCGUCUCACACAAGGACACCUUGAUUCUGGGCUCAGUGGGUUCAAAAACCUGGCGUGGGACUCUCAAUGAGUAUCAGAAACAAAAUAAGGUGAUUUCAGACCCAGAAAUGCAAGAGGCCUCCUACAUGGGAUACUCACUUUCUGUUGGAGAAAGAAAUGGCAUUUCUUUCUAUUUUACGGGCGCUCCACGUUUCAACCACACGGGGCAGGUUGUAGUUUUUCGACGUGAUGAAGACCAAUGGCCAUUAGUCGAAAGAAUAACUGUCGACCAGAUUGGUUCCUAUUUUGGUGCGGAGCUGUGCUCUGUUGACAUUGACUCAGAUGGUAACACUGAUUUCCUGCUGGUUGGCGCUCCAAUGUUUUUCCUUCCUGAGGAGCGAAAAGAAGGGUCGAUCUACAUCUACGCCCUAUCUGAUGAGAUCAAGUCAGGGUUGGUGCUUCAAGUGAAAGCACCAUCCAUGGGAAGAUUUGGCACCACUAUAGCCAGUCUUUCAGAUCUGAAUGGAGAUGGUCUCCGAGAUGUUGCAGUGGGAGCCCCCCUGGAAGAGAACAACGCCGGAGCAGUCUACAUCUACCUUGGACACAAAGAAACAGGGAUGCGCAACAUUUCCAGCCAGAGAAUCACAGGAGCACAAUUUGAUUCUGGAUUGAGAUUUUUUGGUCAGUCCAUCAAUGGAGACAUCGACCUCGGAGAGGAUAGGUUGCCAGAUAUUGUGGUGGGAUCCCAAGGUGCUGCUGUUGUCUUAAGGUCCAAGCCUGUGUUAGAUGUCAAGGCAAAGCUGUCAUUUUAUCCCAGCGUGAUAAGCAUUCAGGAAAUCAACUGCCUGGAUAAGACAGAGGACAAACCUUUACCAAUGACUAACAUAACAGUUUGCUUUGAAAUGGUAGAAGUAACAAACAGCACUGCAGGGCCAGGAAUCAAGAUCUCAUUCACACUCAAUGUGGAUCCAAUGAGGCCAUCAAGUCGAGGUUUCUUCAUUGAAAAUAGAGCAAAUAGGCGGACUAUUAUACAUACCCAUGAGCUGACUGACAAGGAAACAUGCUUCAACUAUUCUAUCUCCAUGAACAAAUGCAUACAAGACACAUUAACUCCUGUCAUCAUCAAGUUAAACUUUUCCCAAGAUUUCAGUGAGAAUUCAACAGGCAUUCUUAACAUAGACAGCAAUAGACGGGCUAUGGUUGAGGUUCCUUUCGAAAAACACUGUGAAAAAGAAAUCUGCAUUGCUGAUCUUGAAGUGGAUUUUAAUUUUCAGUCUGAGGAACUAAUAGUGACAAAAGAUAGCAGCAUCCAAACAUGGAUAAAACUUGAGAAUAAGGCUGACGACUCAUACAACACCAGCCUGACGAUGCUCUACCCAGAGGGCCUCUCGUUCUCAAUGUUGGAUCAAAAAGGGAACAAGAAACUAACUCAAAUCUGCGCUGAUCAAGACAAACUUAAUGAAACCGUUUGUGGCAUAAGCCUUCCUGUAUAUCGCAGCAAAUCCUCUGCCGAGUUUAUUGCUACUUUUCGCACCAAAGAUUUUGAGUGGAAUGACACAUUGCUGAUGACAAUCUUUGCAAAAAGUGAAAAUUCAAACUCCAGCAAGAGUUCUUCUAUGACCAAAAGUAUUCCUGUAAAAUAUUCUGUUGAUAUGGCAAUAGCAGUAAAUGACACAUCUGAUGAAAACCUGAAUUUCACUCCAGAAAAUUAUACAACACAAAAACUGUCAACUGUAUACAAUAUACGCAACACAUAUUUUAAGGAUUUUCCCAUCAGUGUAUUCCUCUUCUUCCAAGACAAACUGGAACACGACUUUGAAAUGAACAACUAUGCAGUUAUUGUCGAGCCAAACAAAACUCAGUGCUCAACCUUUUCCACCCCAAAAGCUCAGGACUGCCCAUGGAAAGAAAACUGUGUGGCCGUAAAAUGCGAUACAUUUAUCUUAAAAAACCAUUCAGAUGUUUACAUUUCCCUCUUGGGGAAUGUGCAUUUCCGAAAUCUGAAGAACUAUGAAUCGAAUAUGCCCUUUCUAAAAAAAUAUACUGGAGUCCACGGAGAAGUCAUAUUUAACAGCUCUAUAAAAGUUCGCUAUGAUGGCAGUAGAUACGUGUUGAAACAAGAGAAAAACAAGAACUACGCAGUAGAGAAAUCAACUGGAGUUGUAGUUGAGUUUACGGUGCCUCAAAAUAUGAAUCUGAUCAUUGCAACUGGUGUGAUACUGGGAUUUAUCCUUCUGAUCAUACUCACAAUCAUCAUGUGGAAGUGUGGCUGCUUCAAGAGGAAAACCAUUGAGGAUUUCAACGAGGAAAUGGCAAGAACCUCAUCUGUGUCAUCUCAUAAUGAAUUUGAACAAGAAGAAGAGGAAAAAAAACCUAUUAAUGUAGACGAGGACAAAGACAAACCCUCAGAUUAACCUGAAGAAAACUGUAAAACAGUGGAUUUUUAGGUUCUUAACCAGCUCAAAUCUGACAAAAUUUAGAGAUUAUUUCUUAUAUUUACAGUUUUUUUCUUCUCUCUUUUUUUCUUACAUUUUCAAAAGAGUAAAAUGGAAAUUAACAAAUUAGACAAUUUGUGUGUCUUGCAAUGAGUGAUCAGAUUUAAUUGAGUCUGAAAGCAGAGAAACAAAACCAGAAUAGUUAAGUACUUAGGGAUAAUGGUUUAGUAGCCUAAUGGAGUCCCAUCUUCACUGACCUCUCUUUUUCAGUAAGAUACACUCUCAUGUUGCAGCAGGUGAUUCAGUGGAUGGUCUUCUAAUAAAAUGAGGGGCACUCAAUUUCAGCUUUUUAAGAUGUAACUGGUAUGGGAGCUUUAUUUUCAUAUUUGUUUCAUAUCUAUAUUAAAGUGAGAGAAAGAAAGAAAAAGGCCAAAAUACAAUGUAUUAAUGUAUUAAUUGUAUAAUUUAUUUCAUUUCUUAGAUUCAGGUGUUUAUUUCCUAUCAACUAACCUUUGAAGACUGAUUCCAACAUACAUAGUUGCUCAUUGUACACCUGUGUUUGGCUUUAUUACAUUCUAGCACCUGCCAUUGUGUGUGUGUGUAUGUGUGUGUGGGUGUGUGUGCGUGUGUGUGCGUGUAAAUUGCUGAUUGCUAAAGAAAUGAAGAAUGACAGCUUUUAUUUAUCAUCAAUCAUUAUGUAGUGAUUCAGUCAUAUGUUGUUUCACACUGGAAUUAAAGCAUUUACAUUAACCUAAUUUCAAAUUAAAGACUCUACAUCAUCAGUG
Messenger RNA from Poeciliopsis prolifica (blackstripe livebearer), 4668 nucleotides. Its product is annotated as integrin alpha-D. Gene Ontology annotation, molecular function: integrin binding. Gene Ontology annotation, cellular component: integrin complex; external side of plasma membrane. Gene Ontology annotation, biological process: cell adhesion mediated by integrin; cell-cell adhesion; cell-matrix adhesion. Bases 548 to 3862 code for a protein of 1104 amino acids. The transcript is spliced from 31 exons. The record is from RefSeq and is a predicted model, not a curated record. NCBI's taxonomy places the organism in Eukaryota, Metazoa, Chordata, Actinopteri, Cyprinodontiformes, Poeciliidae.